AUGGCGACCGUCGAGAAGACGCAACAGCCACAACCGGAGGCGGUAUCAAAGGAAGCCAUGGCCACGGUGGCCGAGUACGCACCGAUCACAGGGGAGAGGAAGGUCCGCAGUGACUUGGAGACCAAGCUUCCGAAGCCUUACAUGCCUCGAGCUAUGGUUGCACCUGAUAUGGAGAAUAUCAAUGGGACAUUUUCUCAUAAACAUCAGAAUAUGUCUGUGCUUCAACAGCAUGUAGCUUUUUUCGACCAAGACAAUGAUGGUAUCAUCUUCCCUUCCGAGACAUUCAGAGGGUUUCGUGUACUCGGGUUUAAUCCGGUUGCUUCUUUUAUUUUCAUGAUUCUUGUUCAUGCGGCAAUGAGUUAUGCUACUCUUCCUACAUGGAUUCCUUCACCCUAUUUCGCCAUUCACAUUCGAAACAUACAUAAGGCAAAGCAUGGAAGUGAUUCCGGGAUUUAUGAUACAGAGGGAAGGUAUAUCCCUGCACACCUUGAGAACCUGUUCAGCAAGUAUGCGCGAACAGUCCCUGAUAAGCUUAGCUUUAAGGAACUAUGGCACAUGACUCAAGCUAAUCGUGACGCCUUUGAUUUCUUUGGCUGGGUUGCAGCCAAAUUGGAAUGGGGAGUUCUAUAUGUUUUGGCAAAAGAUGAACACGGUUACUUGGCAAAGGAAGCUGUGAGGCGCUGUUUCGAUGGAAGCUUGUUCGAAUACUGUGCUAAGCUUCAAAAGGGUGCUUCGGGUAAGAUGAAAUGA
Argentina anserina (silverweed cinquefoil) is the source of this 750-nucleotide messenger RNA. Its product is annotated as peroxygenase-like. The record is from RefSeq and is a predicted model, not a curated record. Lineage: Eukaryota; Viridiplantae; Streptophyta; Magnoliopsida; Rosales; Rosaceae. The coding region runs from base 1 to 750 and encodes 249 amino acids. Gene Ontology annotation, molecular function: calcium ion binding; monooxygenase activity. The transcript has 6 exons.